Cercocebus atys (sooty mangabey) is the source of this 3322-nucleotide messenger RNA. It is a transcript of the gene DRAXIN, whose product is annotated as dorsal inhibitory axon guidance protein. The record is from RefSeq and is a predicted model, not a curated record. Lineage: Eukaryota; Metazoa; Chordata; Mammalia; Primates; Cercopithecidae. Gene Ontology annotation, cellular component: extracellular region. The coding region runs from base 247 to 1293 and encodes 348 amino acids. Gene Ontology annotation, biological process: Wnt signaling pathway; axon guidance. The transcript has 8 exons.
UCCAGCCGAGUGCUGGGCACUGGGCUACGUGUGUCCCUGGAUUAUCUAAGUCCCCGGAGUAACUCCAUGAGGCAGUUACUCUGACUGUUCCCUUUAUACAGAUGAGUGAAGCGAGGUGCAGAAGGCCCCCUUAUUUUACAACUGAGAAAACUAAGAUCUGAGAAGCAGCUACGGAGUUCGUGGGCAACAAGUCAGGACCAGAAGCCAAGAGGACUUUGUCUGCGACCUCCAGGGAGGGAGGAGCCAAUGGCUGGGCCUGCCACCCACACCGCCCCCAUGCUGUUCCUCGUCCUCCUGCUGCCCUUGGAGCUGAGCCUGGCAGGCGCCCUUGCACCUGGCACCCCUGCUCGGAACCUCCCUGAGAAUCACAUCGACCUCCCAGGCCCAGCGCUGUGGACGCCUCAGGCCAGCCACCACCGCCGGCGGGGCCUGGGCAAGAAGGAGUGGGGCCCAGGCCUGCCCAGCCAGGCCCAGGAUGGGGCUGUGGUCACUGCCACCAGGCAGGCCUCCAGGCUGCCAGAGGCGGAAGGGCCGCUGCCUGAGCAGAGUCCUGCAGGCCUGCUGCAGGACAAGGACCUGCUCCUGGGGUUGGCAGUGCCCUACCCCGAGAAGGAGAACCGACCUCCAGGUUGGGAGAGGGCCAGGAAACGCAGCAGGGAGCACAGGAGACGCAGGGACAGGCUGAGGCUGCACCGAGGCCGAGCCUUGGUCCGAGGUCCCAGCUCCCUGAUGAAGAAGGCGGAGCUCUCCGAAGCCCAGGCGCUGGACGCAGCCAUGGAGGAGUCCUCCACCAGCCUGGCCCCCACCAUGUUCUUCCUCACCACCUUUGAGGCAGCACCUGCCACAGAAGAGUCCCUGAUCCUGCCUGUCACCUCCCUGCAGCCCCAGGCACAGCCCAGGCCUGAUGGGGAGGUGAUGCCCACGCUGGACAUGGCCUUGUUCGACUGGACCGAUUAUGAAGACUUAAAACCUGAUGGUUGGCCCUCUGCAAAGAAGAAAGAGAAACACCGGGGUAAACUCUCCAGUGAUGGUAACGAAACAUCACCAAUCGAAGGGGAACCAUGCGACCAUCACCAAGACUGCCUGCCAGGGACUUGCUGUGACCUGCGGGAGCAUCUCUGCACACCCCACAACCGAGGCCUCAACAACAAAUGCUUCGAUGACUGCAUGUGUGUGGAAGGGCUGCGCUGCUAUGCCAAAUUCCACCGGAACCGCAGGGUUACACGGAGGAAAGGGCGCUGCGUGGAGCCCGAGACGGCCAACGGCGACCAGGGAUCCUUCAUCAACGUCUAGCGGCCCCGCGGGACUGGGGACUGAGCCCGGGAGGUUUGCACAAGCCGGGCGAUUUGUUUAUAACUAGCAGUGGGAGAUCAAGUGGGGGAACAGAUGACUGAGGCUGCAGGCUCAGGCCCAGUACACUCGACCCCAGGAGGGGAGCCGCUCGACGAAUGAGCUGGGUGGGUGCCCAGGAGCCGGUCCGCAGCACCUGCACACCCACAGUCCGGUCCCACGCAGCCUCCAUCCCGCGUGUCUUGCUCUCAGCGAUGGCAAUGCCGAGAGUGCCCUCUGCUGUUCAACUCCAGCACUGCAACAGCUUCAAGUUCAAAACCAAGUGGCGUUUUUGAGAGUGGAAAAGAAAUUUAAACUUCCCGAAAGAAAGUCCACCGGCAGGAGAUGAAUAUGGAUACCAGGCACUGUGCUAAGUGCUGGAAUACAUUAUCUCACUGAAUUAUCAAAACGACCUUUUCAAGUAGGCAUUAUCACCAUGCGACAGGCUGAGGACCCUGAGGCACGCUGGAGUUAUUUAACCUGACUUGCCCAGGGUCAAUGCUCCUCAAACCUGAACAUGCUAAGAGUCACCUGGAGGUCCAGUUAAAAAUGUACAUCUGGCUGAGCGCGGCGGCUCACGCUUGUAAUCCCAGCACUUUGGGAGGCCAAGGCAGGUGGAUCACCUGAGGUCGGGAGUUCGAGACCAGCCAGGCCAACAUGGGGAAACUCUGUCUCUAUUAAAAAUACAAAAGUUAGGCCAGGCGUGGUGGCACAGGCGUAUAAUCCCAGCUACUCGGAGGCUGAGGCACCAGAAUCACUUGAACUUAGGUGGCAGAGGUUACCGUGAGCAGAGAUCGUGCCACUGCACUCCAGCCUGGGGGACAAGAGUGAAACUCCAUCUCAAAAAAAAAAAAAGCACAUCCGGCUCACUGGGCUCUGUGCUCUAACAAGCUCCCACGGAAUGCGAUGCUGCCGGCCCAGGGACCCCACUGAGAGGUCCUGGGAAGUACAUGGCAGAGCAAGGACCUGAACCUGGGCCAAGGCUGUCCAGCUCCAAGGCCCACGUUCUUGCGACCCCACAACCAAGAAUUUCUUCCAGAUACUCCAAGGCUUUUGGCAAGAGAGGUUCACACCCUGGUAGUCCCUUUCUCUGCGGCUGAAAUAGUUUGACUGUUCUCUGCCUUCCCUGGACAAAGCUGUAUCAUGUUUAAAAACAAAACAAAAUACAACUUAAGCACAUACUUGCUUGCAGGAAUGAGUUGGGCAGGUUGAUCCCUGUGGUCUGGUAGCUGAUAUCCUGGAAUAUGAAGUGUUUGGGGAAAAGAAUCAUGUUGGCCUUUAUGUCCCUAUGGUCCUGCUCAUCCAGUCCUGGCCCUUAGGCACUUUACAGCUUUCUGGAGAGCUUCCACCCCAGGGGUUCUGAUGCGAGCAUGGACUCAAAAAAACCCCACACAUAUUGCCCACAUUUACCCACUUUGCAUACUGUUUAGUGAUUUCCAGGACCACAAAACCAUCCCUGGACCCCACCCCACAUUUUUGCAGCAGAGCCCGCUGGGAAGUUGAGGCUCGUCUGAAAUUGAGGUGCUAUCUGAAGCUAACUGCCCCCAACAGGCCAGAUUCUCAAUGCCCACCCAGAACAUCUGUCCCAGUAGAUCUGGCUUCAGGGGUCACUUCAGGAAAACCAUUUUGGCAUCUCACUCCUGGCCAACCCUCUGUUCCAGGGCGAACCAGGUUGCAAAUGACAAAAGACUUUCCUGGCCAAAUUCCUCACUGGCCUGGAUCACGCCCAUAAGAUGCCAGAGAUGUUUACUGCGCUGGGAAAAUCAGUGGGGGUCAGGGGUCAGGCACCAAGGCAAGCAGGCAGAUCUAGAAGAAACUAAAUAUGCUUGUUCUCUCCCUAUCCAAGUUUGGUGGGCAUGGAAACCUUGUGGGGAGGGAGCAGAGAGGGCAGGGGAACUGGGAGAUCAAAGCAGGCUAGCUGAAAGGCAGAUAUGGCUGGGCACAAUGGCUCAUGCCUGUAAUCCCAGCACUUUGGGAGGCUGAGGUGGGCGGA